AUGAAACAAAUAGUGCGUCGUAUACAGAACUGGUCAUUAAGUCGCAAGGAAGUCCGACUUCACUUUCGCUGCACAAAGUGCGGCAAAUGCUGUACAGGAACUGGUGGUCGCGUUCGUGUAAAUGAACAGGAGAUACAGGAACUGGCAGUAGCCACUAAUUUACCUUUGACCGAGUUAAAGCAGGGAUAUACCUCAAUUAUUCAAGUAGAGGACGCGAAUGGACAUAAAAAGACGCAACAGGUGCUGAAACAAACACCUGACGAUCGUCAGUGUAUUUUCUUAGAAGGUUCCAAGUGUUCUGUCUAUAACAAUCGGCCGACACAAUGUCGGACGUUUCCAUGGUGGCCGCAACACCUCGUGUCCGACUAUGAUUGGCAUGUCACAGCUAAUAAAUGUGAAGGAAUCCGUAUGUUUCAACAAGGAGAUGAGCAAAAGGACAGUAUAGGCUAUUCAUUUGAUGAUGUGAUACCUGAAAUGAUACUACACGAUAUUCACCAGUCAGGUGAAAAUUUUACCUAUGACCAAUUACAACAGAUGCUAUGGGAUUUACAAGAAGUUGAUCCAAAGUUUAUGGAGCAGUACAAGGCCGAGCUUUUUCAAAAGUUUUCAAGACGAAUUGUCUUUAGUAACAAGGAAGUUACGGUUCUGGACAAUUUUGUCGAUAGUAUUGCUACACGCAGCUUGGUGUUCAAUAAUCGUAUGCACUUGAUUCAGAGUGAAAUAGCGAUAUGUGAAACAUCGAAUGCCAAUACGGACGCCGAGCCAGAAUUUGAUCGAACCACUUUGGCUUUUGAUGUCCAUCGAGCAUUAUGUAUGCCUCUUGCCUGGCUUCUCCAGCGUGACGCGAAUAUACGGCCAUUGCGUGCGUCUGUGCUCGGAGCAGGAGCAUGUAUACUACCACUUUUCUUACUGGAGCAUUUAUCGCCUCAGGAACUUGGGUGGCUUGAUGCUGUCGAGCCAAGCAGUCAAGUUAAUAUUAUUGCGCAGCACUUUUUUGGAGUUAAAGCGGCUAUACAGCGGGACGAACGGCUUUUAAUCCACGAAAAAACGGGCGAGGAUUUUCUUGUGGAGCAAAAAGAUGUUGCCUUUGAUUUACUGGUGCUGGAUGUUGAGGCUGGUGAGAGUUUUGCUGGUGUACAAGCACCCCCGAUCGCAAUGUUGGAACCAAGCUUUUUGUAUGAAACGGUGCGUGUACUAGCCCCACAUGGCAUCCUGGCAAUCAACGUGAUCACCGAGUCAAAAAGGGUGCUAGAUGAUGUAGAGACCAAGCUUGCACACGUGUUUACGCGUGGACUACGCCUUUCACUACCAGCCAACACAACGUUCUUCCUGUUUAACGAUAAACGAGACGACAGCACCCCCUUAGCAGUGAAUGAGUUCAUUCGGCUGGUCCGGGAAAGUUCGUUUCAGACGCAGCAUGCACAGACGUCAGCGCUGCUAGAAACAUGCCACCUGACUGCGUGGGUCUCAAAAAAAACAAUGCGUCCGACAACGGCCUGA
Molecule: messenger RNA, 1500 nt
Organism: Peronospora belbahrii
Lineage: Eukaryota; Oomycota; Peronosporomycetes; Peronosporales; Peronosporaceae
Source: the annotation of a GenBank genome assembly